UUGGGCUUUGGCGUUUUGGAGACCGGGGCUCGAGAAAUUGUGCGCGAGAUCUUAGCAAACAGUGUAAAUGGAGCUUUGAUACCGAUCGGAAGGACAAAACUCCACAGACAACGCACACAACAAGUGACAAAUAAAAGUGAACAUCACACUCCAAAUAUCCAAAGAAAUAAAUUGUUUUCAAGACAACCAAAAAAAAUUAUUUAAACAGAAGGAAAAAUCGAAAACUCAGAAACACUCGAAAUCUUUUUUUGGUUUUUUUUUUUGCUUGUUGUUUUUGCACCAAAGCAAAAUGGCAAAACUUUUUAUAGUUUUUGCCAUUGUGGCUGUGGCGGCUUUAAAUGGAGUCCAAGCUGAAGAUUUGUUACGUUUCAAGCGUCAAGCCACCACCGAAGAGGCCAAAAAGGAAGAGUCUUUUGAAAAGGAACUCUGCAAGGACAAGGAUGCCGGUGAAUGGUUCCGUUUGGUUGCCGGCGAAGGGGACAACUGUCGUGAUGUUAUCCAAUGUACCUCAUCGGGUUUGCAAGCUAUUCGUUGUCCUGCCGGUUUGUAUUUCGAUAUUGAGAAACAAACUUGCGAUUGGAAAGAGUCGGUGAAGAACUGCAAAUCGAAGAAUAAGGAGCGACGUGUCAAGCCUUUGCUCCAUACAGACGAACCAUUGUGUCAAGAUGGCUUCUUGGCCUGCGGUGAUGGCAACUGCAUUGAGCGUGGUCUUUUCUGCAAUGGCGAAAAGGAUUGCUCAGAUGGUUCCGAUGAAAACACUUGUGACAUCGACAACGAUCCAAACCGUGCACCACCCUGUGAUCCAACUGUUUGCGUUUUGCCCGAUUGUUUCUGCUCAGAGGAUGGCACAUCGAUUCCCGGAGAUUUGCCAGCCAAGGAUGUGCCCAUGAUGAUAACCAUCACUUUCGAUGAUGCCAUCAACAAUAACAACAUCGAGCUGUACAAGGAGAUGUUCAAGGGACGCAAAAAUCCCAAUGGCUGUGACAUUAAGGCCACAUAUUUCAUUUCCCAUAAGUAUACCAACUAUUCGGCUGUACAGGAGACGGCCCGUAAGGGUCACGAGAUCGCUGUCCACUCGAUAACCCAUAAUGAUGAGGAACGUUUCUGGUCGAAUGCCACCGUUGAUGAUUGGGCCAAAGAAAUGGCCGGCAUGAGGAUAAUAACUGAGAAGUUCGCCAAUAUCACUGAUAACUCGGUUGUGGGUGUACGUGCCCCAUAUUUGCGGGUGGGUGGCAACAAUCAAUUCACCAUGAUGGAAGAGCAGGCUUUCCUUUAUGACUCGACAAUAACGGCCCCAUUAUCGAAUCCACCAUUGUGGCCAUAUACCAUGUACUUCCGUAUGCCACAUCGUUGCCACGGCAAUCUGCAGAGCUGCCCCACACGUUCCCAUGCUGUGUGGGAGAUGGUUAUGAAUGAAUUGGAUCGUCGUGAGGAUCCGGCAAAUGAUGAAUAUCUGCCUGGUUGCGCUAUGGUUGAUUCAUGCUCGAAUAUCUUGACUGGUGAUCAGUUCUAUAACUUCUUGAAUCAUAAUUUCGAUCGUCAUUACGAUCAGAAUCGUGCCCCAUUGGGUCUGUACUUCCAUGCAGCUUGGUUGAAGAACAAUCCUGAAUUCCUUGAUGCCUUCCUCUAUUGGAUCGAUGAGAUUUUGGCCAAUCAUAAUGAUGUCUACUUUGUGACAAUGACUCAGGUCAUACAAUGGAUGCAAAAUCCACGCACCAUCAGUGAGGUCAAGAACUUUGAGCCAUGGAGGGAGAAGUGUGUUGUUGAGGGUAAACCAGCUUGCUGGGUGCCAAAUACCUGCAAAUUGACCUCCAAGGAGGUUCCCGGGGAGACUAUCAACUUGCAGACCUGUGUGAGAUGCCCCAAUAAUUAUCCCUGGGUGAAUGAUCCCACAGGCGAUGGUUUCUUCUAAGUCAGAUUGGGAGAGAGCGCUUCCCAAAAAUAAAACAACAACAAAAUAAGACAAAACAAAAAACAACAAAAUAAAAAACACCACCAAUCUAACUGCUUCUUCUCCUUCUUCUUAUACACUUUCCCCCCACACUCAACACACACUCUUAUUACACACACACACACACAACAAACAAAUACACACACACACACGCACGCACACAUACAAACACCACAAAAUUUUCCCACAUAAAUUUUGACUGACUUUUUUUUUUGAGCGAGCAGCGAUAAUCUUGGAAUCGCUGCAUCAAAUAACAAAAUUAUUUCUCAACCUCAAACAAAAAAAACAAAAACAUAAAACAAAAAACGUUAAGAAAAUGAAUGAACAAAAAACUCAAAAUCAAACAACAAAAUAAACAUAAUCAAAAUGAAAACAAAAAAAAACCGAAGGAAAGUUAAAAUAUAAAAAAAGGAAACUGCAAGCACACGAUUUCAGUGUCUUCUAUUAUCAUUUUUUUUGUAGUUUUACGUUAAUUUGUAUUUGUACAAUAUAUUUAAAUGAAAACAAAAAUGUUUUAAAAAAUAAUAAAAAGAAAAAAAAAAAACAA
Molecule: messenger RNA, 2498 nt
Organism: Drosophila willistoni
Lineage: Eukaryota; Metazoa; Arthropoda; Insecta; Diptera; Drosophilidae
Gene: serp
Product: chitin deacetylase 1
Exons: 4
Coding region: 290-1912 (540 amino acids)
Biological process (GO): carbohydrate metabolic process
Cellular component (GO): extracellular region
Molecular function (GO): chitin binding; hydrolase activity, acting on carbon-nitrogen (but not peptide) bonds; protein binding
Source: RefSeq, a predicted model, not a curated record